UGAGGCAAUUCCACAUUCUCUUAUGGGUUGCUCUCUGUCUUCUUUCUGCUAGUAAUAACAACAGUUGUAUUGACCGCUGAGUGUCCUCAAAGUUUUUGGUUCUAUAGGUAUCGCGUUGCAAAACAUCUCAGAUCAGCAAAGAGAAACGCCACGUACAAAAUUCUUAAACCUAUCUUAUGAUUUCUGAUUGAAUAUUUUUGAUUCAGAGAGGAUAAGGGAAAAGGAAAGGGGUGUUGUAAAAUUUACUUUCGAUCACUUUAACGCAUUUGCUACUCGUCUUUUGUCCAGUGUGCAGAAGUUUAUUACUUAUUAUUUUUAUUUUUGAAGAUGGACACUAGUAAUUGUUCACUGGAGGUUAAUAAAGAGCAAGAACUCAUCGUUCUCAUUGAAAAAUGUGACAAAAGUGUACAAUCGCCGCAACCGGAAAAGUCUUCGAAAUCAUAUGACUGUAAAUACUGUAAAACGAAUUUCAUGACUGCAGAAGAACUCGUUAAGCAUGGAGAUAAGUGCGACAUUCAAUUCAGAAUUUCAAUGAACACUGAGCUCAAACACGUUAGCAAACUUGUUGCUGAGAUUAAGAAUAGAAUAGUGCCCAAACCAAACUCGAUGGGAGAAUGUUAUUAUUGUCGUCAGAAAUUGUAUAGCGUGGAAGAAGCUUUUGGACACAGGAAAAAAUGCAAAGUGUAUCUAACGGGAAAAAUAGUAGAACAAAUGUACAGAAAUUUUAAGCAAAUGUUGGGUGAGGACUGGCCUCCAAGAAUAACACUGAUAUGUCUUUCUUCUCCUUCUAAGCCAUCACCGCCAAAAGAGAGUAAAGAGAAGGAACAUCAAGAACAACAGAAGUCUUUAAGAAAACGAGUAUUAGACACUGAUACUGAAAAGGAUCGUGCCACAACAUCUACAUUCACUCCGGAGACGUCUCCUCCUCCGUCGAAGAUUUGUCGAUCCAAUGACAAAGAUAUAACGGACAUUGAAACAAAACAAAUAACUACCACUGAUAGAAAAAUAUGUGAUGAUAAAAAAAAUGAAUGCGAAAAAGGAUCAUUUGAAUGUGUCUUCUGUACACGAAAAUUCCCAUCAGCGGAUGCAUUAAAACUUCACAUUAUGGAGUGUUGCAAAACAUACAACGUGUAAUACUUGUUUCCGAGUGUUACUGUGUAAUUUGACAUCGUCUGUAUGGAGAGUCACGAGCGCAUUUCUAAUCCGUACUUAGUAUAAGCAUUAUAAAGACUGAAAAUAUAACCAUUCUGAACUAAUGACGAGCUUGACAGGAUAUUGCCAUAAUAAUUAUUUAGUUCAAUAUAACAUAAAAUAGAAUGACACAAGAUGUACGGUCGACAAAAGAAAUCGCCACAUUUGACGAUUACUUUUACUUAGAUUUCAGUACAUGCGUUAUUGACUGUAGUCUGAAGUUAAAAUAUUUGAAAUUUGCUUGAUAAUAUUUUUUGAGAAGUACAUGUUUGAAGACACCUUGUAGUAUUCUAAAAAGUUCAUUGAGGUUAUAUGAGAUUCAUAUUUAAAGGGACGUCUACAAUAAAGGUAGUAAUGCUGUAAAAGUAAAGUUCUUGGAGUUAUUUCAUUUUUGUCUAUACAAGUAAUUAUUUCGCGUUUUCUAACACGCGUCUUUUAUUGGCUAAUAGUAAGACAGUAGGCAGUGCGAAAUGGGAAUUGCCCAUUUUGUUUUUUUUUUUGUUGUUAUUUCACCGAAAAAUAGUUUACUCCUACAGCCGUACUACCUUCAUUGCAGACUGGCUCUAAUGCUUCUUACUUCUUUUUACUCUACUUUGUUUUGCAUUCUCAGAUUAUUUUUUACUUAACUGAUAUAUUUAUGUACAUACAUGGUGUCCGACACUUAC
Pseudomyrmex gracilis is the source of this 1856-nucleotide messenger RNA. RefSeq lists its product as uncharacterized. The transcript has 9 exons. The record is from RefSeq and is a predicted model, not a curated record. NCBI's taxonomy places the organism in Eukaryota, Metazoa, Arthropoda, Insecta, Hymenoptera, Formicidae. The coding region runs from base 328 to 1134 and encodes 268 amino acids.